CUUUGUUCGCUGCUGGCUCUGCUUUGACUCCAUCUGCAAAUGGAAAGGUUUAAAAUCUUCCUUUUGACAGUGGCAGUGAGUGUACAAGUAACAUCUCAAGACAGCACUGGUGAACCUCCCAUUCAGAUUUCCAAGCCAGAGAUAACUCUGAAUCCAUCUCAUGCGGUGCUGUACAGCACGGAGACAGUCACUCUGAACUGUGAGGUCCCUGAGGAACCACCAGGGUUACAAUAUGACUGGUACAAGGACUCAGCUGAUCUUAGUGAACAUCAGCUCAGCAUCACUGCGAGAGGCAGUGGAAAAUAUGAAUGCAAAGCAAAAAAAGGAGCUUCUGAGUCAGAAAAAAGUACUAGUUAUGCUUUAACUCUAAAAGAACCGCCUGAACCAGAAAUCCGGUCUAAUUGGACAGAAGCGUUUCUUGGGGAAAAAGUGUCUUUGCAGUGUGUGAUUCAAGGUGUUUCAGAAAACUGGAAUUAUAUGUGGUUCAGUGACUCAAGCAAAAUCAUCUCCAGUGGUGAAACAAACAUAAAAGGAAACACUCUCACACUCUCAGUGAAGUCCAGUCAUGACGGGGCCUAUAUGUGUCAAGCUGAGCUGCAGGGCAGAAAGGUGACGACUGCAAAAAGCAAACCACAUUUGUUAACAGUUAAAGAAUUGCCUCAGCCGAAAUUGUCAGUAGAGUCUCAAUGGAAUAUGUUUUACCCAACUGAGAGAGUGACUCUGAAGUGUUCAGUUGAUGAAGAGUCAAAUGACUGGGGCUAUGAAUGGUUUAAAAACAGAGGUUUGCUUAAAGAGGAUGAGGACAUUUCCUUUCCUGGAAACACACUCUCCAUCAGCUCAGCAAAAGCAGGUCAUUCAGGAAAGUACACAUGCAGAGGAAAACAUCUGACGAGAACAUCGGUGACUACAAGAGAAGCUGAAGCUGUGCAACUUCAUAUUCAGGAACCGCCUGAACCACAAAUCCGGUCUAAUUGGACAGAAGCGUUUCUUGGUGAAAAAGUGUCUUUGCAGUGUGUGAUUCAAGGUGUUUCAGAAAACUGGAAUUAUAUGUGGUUCAGUGACUCAAGCAAAAUCAUCUCCAGUGGUGAAACAAACAUAAAAGGAAACACUCUCACACUCUCAGUAAAGUCCAGUCAUGACGGGGCCUAUAUGUGUCAAGCUGAGCUGCAGGGCAGAAAGGUGACGACUGCAAAAAGCACAUCACAUUUGUUAACAGUCCAUGAAUUGCCUCAGCCGAAAUUGUCAGUAGAGUCUCAAUGGAAUAUGUUUUACCCAACUGAGAGAGUGACUCUGAAGUGUUCAGUUGAUGAAGAGUCAAAUGACUGGGGCUAUGAAUGGUUUAAAAACAGAGGUUUGCUUAAAGAGGAUGAGGACAUUUCCUUUCCUGGAAACACACUCUCCAUCAGCUCAGCAAAAGCAGGUCAUUCAGGAAAGUACACCUGCAGAGGAAAACAUCUGACGAGAACAUCGGUGACUACAAGAGAAGCUGAAGCUGUGCAACUUCAUAUUCAGAAACCGCCUGAACCAGAAAUCCGGUCUAAUUGGACAGAAGCGUUUCUUGGUGAAAAAGUGUCUUUGCAGUGUGUGAUUCAAGGUGUUUCAGAAAACUGGAAUUAUAUGUGGUUCAGUGACUCAAGCAAAAUCGUCUCCAGUGGUGAAACAAACAUAAAAGGAAACACUCUCACACUCUCAGUAGAGUCCAGUCAUGACGGGGCCUAUAUGUGUCAAGCUGAGCUGCAGGGCAGAAAGGUGACGACUGCAAAAAGCACAUCACAUUUGUUAACAGUCCAUGAACUGCCUGAGCCGAAAUUGUCAAUAGAGUCUCAAUGGAAUAUGUUUUACCCAACUGAGAGAGUGACUCUGAAGUGUUCAGUUGAUGAAGAGUCAAAUGAUUGGGGCCAUGAAUGGUUUAAAAACAGAGGUUUGCUUAAAGAGGAUGAGGACAUUUCCUUUCCUGGAAACACACUCUCCAUCAGCUCAGCAAAAGCGGGUCAUUCAGGAGAGUACACCUGCAGAGGAAAACAUCUGAUGAGAACAUCGGUGACUACAAGAGAAACUGAAGCUGUGCAACUUCGUAUUAAAGGCAUCACACCAAAACCAACCAUUACAAAACAUGAAUGGUUUGAGUUGUUCUACACUGAAGAGAAAGUCCAGCUUGAUUGUAACAUGCCAGGAAUAGGUUGGGAAUACCACUGGCAUAAAGACUCAAAUCCUCUGAUCACAAAUCCAACUCACACUAUUGACGCAGUAUCUCUGACUGACAGUGGUAACUAUCACUGCAAAGCACAGAGAGGAGACUUCUCAGUGGACAGUGAGACUUUACAAGUGCGAGUUCAAGCUCAUCCACCUGCAUUUCUGAGUCUGGAGACUGAACUGAGCGACAUCAUGACAGGGGAUAUGACUCUCCGGUGUAACGUCUCAGACGGCAGACAGUGGAACUACACCUGGUACAUGAACGGACAGCAGCUCAAUGGAUCCUCGGAUGUACUCAAAGUGACAGGAAAUGAAGAAACAAUCAAAAGUGAAUUCAAGUGCAAGGGCAUAAACACAGAGAGACCGCUGUACUCCGCUCUGAGUGACGGCUUCAUAGCCAAUAAUAUUUUAUUUAAAAGAAAAAUACUGCUGGCCAUCUCAGGAUGUCUCGUCUGUUGUAUUGUAAUCCUGAAGGCUCAUCCACCUGCAUUUCUGAGUCUGGAGACUGAACUGAGCGACAUCAUGACAGGGGAUAUGACUCUCCGGUGUAACGUCUCAGACGGCAGACAGUGGAACUACACCUGGUACAUGAACGGACAGCAGCUCAAUGGAUCCUCGGAUGUACUCAAAGUGACAGGAAAUGAAGAAACAAUCAAAAGUGAAUUCAAGUGCAAGGGCAUAAACACAGAGAGACCGCUGUACUCCGCUCUGAGUGACGGCUUCAUAGCCAAUAAUAUUUUAUUUAAAAGAAAAAUACUGCUGGCCAUCUCAGGAUGUCUCGUCUGUUGUAUUGUAAUCCUGAUCGUUGGAUGCAUCGUUCUAAAAAUCACCCGUAAACCAGAGGUAAAAGAAACCGCACCAGAGGAUUUAUUUUUCUCAAUGACAGACUCCAAGAACCAAACUAUUUCACCCAUGAAGGAGUACAUGGACAACAUACCAACAGAGCUGGAGGAAUGUCAGGAAAAAGCAGAACUGAUCUCUGACUGUGCUUCAUCUUUUGAUCUUUCUUGUUUUUGUUUCCGUUGUUUUCCCUUAUGGAUCCCUUCACCCGUCCGGAAUUCCUCCUCCUCCUGCUGGAGUAGGGGGACAGAUCUCUUGAGGACCAUACGAGACUGUUCCGGCUGGUUGCUAGCACCACCAGCUACCCGGACGACGGCACUCUGCUCAUUCUAUGACGCGAGCUGGAACACCGCGAGCAGAGCGCCGUCGUCCGAAGAUGGUCCUAGAGAGGAUUUCACUGCCUUCGUGGAGUGGACUCUGGUGAGAAACGGAUCGCCAUCCACCACCUGCCCCGUGGAUCUCACCAGAUCCACUCCAGACCCAGUGCCCAGCCCACCAUCUCCCCGCAGUGCGGGGCAUCAGCCCGAGCCCACCAAUGACGGAGAGCCCAUCACCACCACAAUCAACGAGCCAGUGCAAUGCCGAGCUGAGGACAAGCCCAGUGAGAGGGCCUGGUUUAUAGUGGCCAAGAACGUCCUGCCCGUGCCAGAGCCGCCCCUCCCUGCUCCCGCUACAAGCUGUUUGCAGGAUGCAGGAUCUGGAGGUAUUCCCUCAGCACUCACACCAGCUCCAGAGCUGAAACACUACACCACACUGAAGAGGGCAGACACAGACAAGAGUGCUGCAAAAUUGGGAGGGGGAUCCGGAUAUGGGAAGGUGGGAUAUGCAGCACUGGAUGCUGGAAAGGCUGUCCAGGGCACUAGAUGCUUAUGA
This is a messenger RNA of Sinocyclocheilus rhinocerous, 3906 nucleotides long. RefSeq names its product titin. Gene Ontology annotation, cellular component: external side of plasma membrane. Gene Ontology annotation, biological process: immune response; cell surface receptor signaling pathway. The transcript is spliced from 20 exons. The record is from RefSeq and is a predicted model, not a curated record. The coding region runs from base 40 to 3906 and encodes 1288 amino acids. Gene Ontology annotation, molecular function: transmembrane signaling receptor activity. Lineage: Eukaryota; Metazoa; Chordata; Actinopteri; Cypriniformes; Cyprinidae.